Cooperia oncophora is the source of this 657-nucleotide messenger RNA. NCBI's taxonomy places the organism in Eukaryota, Metazoa, Nematoda, Chromadorea, Rhabditida, Trichostrongylidae. The record is from the annotation of a GenBank genome assembly.
AUGAGUGAUAAACGUGGUUUUCGUGUUGAUGAACUGUUGUCAGAUGACAAUAAACCCGCCAUUAUACAGGAUACCGGAGGAAGAUCUACCGUACCAUCAAAUAAUAAUCAGAAUAAGACAAGACGUGCUCGAACGGCAUUUACCUAUGAACAACUAGUAGCGCUAGAAAAUAAAUUCAAGACCUCACGAUACUUGAGCGUUUGUGAACGGCUGAAUCUGGCUAUCCAACUACAUCUCACUGAGACUCAGGUGAAGAUAUGGUUUCAAAAUCGUCGUACAAAGUGGAAAAAGCAUAAUCCGGGGAUGGAUGCGAACUCGUCGCCUUCGCCAACUGGCAGCAACACGUCUUCUGGUGGUGCUGUAUCGGAAAAGAUUGCUGCACCAACAAUGCCAUUACCUCCAACUAACAUGAUUCCAUUCGGGACGCCAUUACUAUCAGUGACGUCAAUUCCACAAGUUACUACACCAUUAAUUCCAUUUCAUUUCUACACCAUCAACACUAUGCGCGCAGUUAUUAUGACCCGUCACAGAUUAACCGUUCUCUCCAUAGACGGCCAUAUCAUCGGUGAUGUCCUAUUCCAGGGGAUAUUAUGCUCCUUGACUCGGUGGUUAAAGUACAAAGAUCGCGCUGAUGAUCUUAAUGUGUGCGGCACUUGA